Messenger RNA from Brachypodium distachyon (stiff brome), 4365 nucleotides. RefSeq lists its product as uncharacterized. The transcript is spliced from 3 exons. Lineage: Eukaryota; Viridiplantae; Streptophyta; Magnoliopsida; Poales; Poaceae. The record is from RefSeq and is a predicted model, not a curated record. Bases 706 to 2418 code for a protein of 570 amino acids.
AAUGGGCUAACAUUCUUUACUGCUCCCUCCGUUCCAUAAAAAUGGAACCGUGCCAAUCUUUAUGGAACGGAGGGAGUAGUAAUCAUUUUUUUCUUGGGUCAGGGAACUUAAAAUAUGCCCUAGUGGCAUCACAUUCACCUGAAUGAACUUAAAAAAUUGUUGCAUCAAAAUAAAAACGGAAAAUCCCCUGAGUAUGUUUUUGUGUGGAAGCAAUUCAAAGCCUAAAUAUUUUUUGACUCAUAAUAAAAAAAAUCAAACUCUGUCCUGGCCCAAAAAUCUUGUUGCUGUUGUGCUUGUUUUAACUAGAAAGAAGUCCAUUUUUCACCCUCAAAUGUGAUCCUAUAGCCGGAUAACCCUCCGAAUUGCAAACCCGGUUAUUUAGACGCCUGAAUUUCGUAAUACCAGAUAAAUAACCCCCAUUAGCGGUAUAUGAGCUGACGUGGCACAUUUGAGGCGGUUUAGGGUGUGAUUAGGCAUGGUUGACCGAUUUGUUGACUGUUGAAGUGGCCACGGCGGUUAAACCCCGCGAUUCGUUUCCUCUCCCGACCCCUUCGUAUUCUCUCGUUCUCUCUCUUGCUCCUUCACCAAUCUGGCCGCCGCGGCGACGAAUCUCGGCGGAGAGCUGCGCGCAUGAGCAGGGGGAGGGGACGGUCAUCGCAUUCCCGCCAUGGAUAAAGGUCAGUGCAAUGGAAUCUCCCAGUUCGUAUGGGUCCUCAAUUGGGUAGGGUUUUGCAGUUUGUAGGGUUUGGGCGGAUGGGGACGAAAUUUAGGUCUAAUGGUCGUAUCCUUCAAUUUGUUGCAUCUUUAGGCUCUGAUGAUUUCGACCUGCUGGACUAUCUGUCGAUUAGAUAUCGUAUUUGCGGGAAGUUUGUGAUGAGACAUGGGGUGAUGAUGUACGUGGGUGGGAUAAUUGGGUUGUACCACUCGGAUAGGGAUAAGCUUUGCUAUCAGGAAAUCAUGGAUUUUUUUAAGGAUAUGAUCAGUGUUGAGCUAGACUGGUUAGAUGAUAGGAGGCAAGUCAAGAUUUAUUGGCUUUCCCCUGGUAAAGCAGUAGAUGAUGGACUAUCAUUGUUGUAUGAUGAUGCUUCAGUACGUAGGAUGGACAGUCAGAUUACAAAUGGUGGAGUUGCGGAGCUAUAUGUUGAGCAUUUUGAGUAUGAGUCUGAUGAGAAUGAGAAUGAGAAUGAGAAUCAGUCAGAUGCUGACUGGGAGCCAGAUAAUCAACCUGGUGUUCUUCAGCUUUCAAGUUUAGAUAAUUCAGAAGAGGAAGAAGCAGAGGAGCAAGCAGCAGAGGAGCCAGCAGUAGAGGAACCAAUAGCAGAGGAGUCAGUUGGAUUGGUAAACAUCAGACUUGCUGAAACAUACUCCAAGCAGAAAGGAACUAAAUUUCCACUGUUACCUGUUCAAGCAGUUGGGACUGAUUAUGUGAUAUCUCUGUUAUCUGAUGCUCCCACAGAAACAACAAUAGAAGAUGAAAUGGAAAAGCUGCUCAUCUCACCCAGUAAAGAAGAGUUGGUAGGAAGGCAUACUGCAGAGGAAAUUGGUGAUGAUGCUAAAAAGGAGUCAUCAAAUUCAAAAGACAUGACCCCAAGUAAGAAGGAUUUAGAUGUUGAACUUAAGAGAUUUAGGAAGAUAUAUGGGUACAGCCAGGAAGACAAGAAGAAAAAGGUUAAGAGAACAUUGAUACCUGCCAAGCCACAUCCUUCAAGGGAGAAGAUUACACCACCAGAACCAGAUGUGUCAGCAGCAAAGAAAUCAGAAAGGAAGGAGAGUGAAUAUGUACCACUAGAAACUAAUGAGAAUGAACAGGAGGCAGUUGAUGAUUCAGAAGAGGAUACUGACACUGAAUGUGUACCACCAGAGUGUAGUUCAGGUGGGGAUUCAGAGGCUGAACAGAUAAGGAAGCUUGCUAGAGAGAUCAGGAGACAGAAGAGGGCCAAGAAGAUGGGGGCCACAACAGGUCCAGUUGUGAAAGACAACAAUGUUGUAGAAGAGAAAGUUGGUGAUCUUGAUGUAGGUUAUGACACUGACUAUUUUGACUCAAAUGAUGAUGAUUGCUCCUAUGAUGAGGAGAGUGAUGGUGAAGGAGGUAAACUAUUCAAAAGGAGGAAGAGUUCAUGGCAAAGAUUUGAUAGCAAGGCAGAAGAACCUACGUUCCAGCUAGGCAUGGUGUUUAGUGGGAAAGAGCAAAUGAAGAAGGCUCUCAUAAAGUAUGGGAUAAAGCAGCAUGUCCAUUGUUCAUGGCCAGGUUGUAAAUGGAUGAUAUAUGCAUCCAAGACAAGAAAGAAUAAGUGGUUGCAAGUUUCUACACUAGUUGAUGAACACUAUUCCAUUCCUAUAAGGGACAACAACUUGGUUACAUCUCAAGUGAUUGCAGCUAAGUAUGCAAAGUUGAUUAAAGCAAACCCUCCAUGGUAACUUGAGAAUAUUAAACAAACUGUUCUGGAGGACCUGGGUGUUGAUGUGCACAUUUCAAAGUGCAAGAGAGCAAAGCAGCUUGUGCUUAAGAAACUCUUUGACUCAACACAUGGUGAAUAUUCAAAAGUAUUUGACUAUCAGUUAGAGCUGUUGAGAAGCAACCCAGGCAGUACUGUGCAUGUCAUGCUCGACCCAGACCAGCCUGAUGGUAAGCAUGUGUUCAUGAGAUUUUAUAUGUGUUUCAAGACAUGCAAGAAAGGUUUCCUGGCUGGUUGUAGGAGAGUGAUAGGUUUGGAUGGGUGUUUUUUCAAGAGAGCAUGCUAUGGUAAUCUCCUAUGUGCACUUGGUAGAGAUGCAAACAAUCAAAUAUACCCUAUAGCAUGGGCAGUAGUUGAGAAGGAGACAACUGAUUCAUGGUUGUGGUUUCUUAACUAUGUGGAUAAAGAUCUGAAAAUCAAAAACGAAGGAGAAGGAUGGGUAUUUAUAUCUGAUCAACAGAAGUGUAUAAUUGGUGCUCUUGCUGGAAUAGUGCCAAAAGCUGAACACAGGAUGUGUGCAAGACACAUCUAUGCCAACUGGAAAAAGAAGCAUACAGACCAUGAUUUGCAAAAAAGAUUCUGGAGGUGUGCAAAAUCUCCAAACAGAAUCAUGUUCAACUACAACAGGACAAGGCUAGCUCAAUUUACACUAGAAGGAGCAAAAGAUAUGAUGAAGGCAUCUCCUGAGCAUUUGAGCAGGGCUUUCAUGAAACUGGGUGCCAAUUGUGAUUCAGUUGACAACAAUAUGUGUGAGUCUUUCAACAAUUGGAUCCUUGAGUCCAGGUACCGUCCUAUCAUCUCAAUGCUUGAGUGGAUUAGAUGCAAGGUCAUGGUUAGGAUACAAGAGAAUAGAACAAAGCCAAGUAAGUGGCAAGGAACAAUAUGUCUUAAUGUUUUCAAGAAAUUGAAACAGAACAUCAAUAGGUCACAUAGUUGUCAUGUACUUUGGAAUGGGAAGGAUGGGUUUGAGGUUAAGGAGCAUGACAGGUUUAGGUUUACCGUGUCAUUGCAAAAAAAAGAGUGCACAUGUAGGUACUGGCAGCUCUCAGAAUUGCCAUGUUGCCAUGCCAUUAGUGCAAUAUACAAGAGCUCACAGCAGGUUGAAGCUUUCAUAGCAAGUUGUUUCUCUAUUGAGAAUUAUCACAAAACCUAUGAUCACUGUUUAGAGCCAUUGGAGGGAGAAGAGAGUUGGUCCACAACAGACCAUCCUAAGCCAGAAGCACCAGGGUUCAUAAGGAUGCCAGGCAGGCCCAAGGUAGAGAGGAGAACAGAACCAUGUGAAGUUCCUAAGGGAAGCAAGAUGACAAAGGUUGGAAUUAAAAUCACCUGCAGUUUUUCCCAUAAACAAGGACACAACAUUAAGAGCUGCAAAAACAAUCCUAACCAUAAGCAUAAUCUGAAUGCUCACAUAGUGAAGCAAGCAACAAAGAAAAGAAAAGCUGAUAAGGAUGCUUUUGAAGCUGAAAUGCCAGAAGAGCUGCUAAAGGGAAGGGUAUUGCACCUGUACCUGAACCAAAGAACAAGGCUUCUUUGAUUGAAACAGCUUUAAGAAGGAAGCCAACGGCUCUCAAGAUUGGAGGAACCCAAGACUGUCAACCAAGUUCUCAACCAAGAUCUCAGAAAAAUUCUCAACCAAAGAAGAAGCCAAGUUCUCAGCCAAUCAACAAGAAUAGCUCACAACCAUCUAGGCCAUCAAGUCCCAGCCAUCUCAUUGUGUAUUCAAUCUUGCUGCUUUCAAGGCUGCAAAAAUGGUUAACAGUGGCAAUGAUGGUUCAUCAUCAAGGAAGUGAAUCAUGUAAUAGUGUUAUGAACAUGUAAUAGUGUCAUGAACAUGUCUUCUGUUAGCUUAGUGUGUCAUGUUAACAUGAAUUGAUCUGGAUGUGACAUUUAUGCCACUUAUGUUUUGUCA